Sycon ciliatum is the source of this 3021-nucleotide messenger RNA. RefSeq lists its product as uncharacterized. The record is from RefSeq and is a predicted model, not a curated record. NCBI's taxonomy places the organism in Eukaryota, Metazoa, Porifera, Calcarea, Leucosolenida, Sycettidae. The transcript has 26 exons. Bases 137 to 2119 code for a protein of 660 amino acids. Gene Ontology annotation, molecular function: protein binding.
ACUACUUAGCAAUAAUAUUAAUAAUUCCUAUUUUAUCGCUUGCAAACGCAGUCACUAGCGACAACGAUUCAUUGUCAUACUCCAUCAUUUCUGGUUAGUCCUGGAUCGUUGUUAGGGGAAAUUGCAACUGGCAACGAUGGGGAAGAAGGAAGAGAAGCAACUCCUUGAAGCGGCCUCCAAAGGCGACAAAGAGAGGGCUGAGAGACUUCUCUAUCCCAAGCAGAGGAAGAACAGUGCCGCCAUCCUGCAGCUGGAGAGAGCGGACAUCAAGGACUUCCGCAUGAAGGUUUCCGUGGCUCACAUCAAUGUGGACUGUUGCGAUUCUGCGGGCAAUACCCCACUGACACUGGCUGUGUUAAACGGUCACCGGGAUCUGGCAGCUUACUUCAUCAUGCACUCGUGUGAUAUCAAUGCCCGGGACAGUCAAGGGAACACAGCCAUGCAUUUCGCUGCCUUUCAUUAUCGCCUGGAGCUAGUGGAGGUGCUGAUCAAGGCUGGAGCACCGGUUGAUGAAGCCAACAUGGAGGGAAACCGGCCAAUCCAUUUUGCCGUCCAGCACUUCCAGCAGGGAAAGCCAUACGUGCUUGUCAAGCUGUUGCAGUCGGGUGCGAACGGUCAGCUGAAAAACAAUCAGGGUGACACGCCAUUGUUGCUGGCUGCCAGGCUGGACAAGAAAGAGGCCGUGCAGUUGCUGGUUGACGCAGUGCCGGAGCUCAGUAAAGACGUACGGCCGUUGAUCGAGGCAUCCCGCACAGGUCGUUUGGAAAUUUGCCGAGUCUUGCUCGACAACUGCGUCGAUCCUAAUGGCAUGGAUGAUGCGACCGGCAUGCGGCCACUUCAGGAGGCUGUCAGGUUCCAUCGAUUCAAGAUUGCGGAGCUGCUUGUGUCGUUUGGAGCGGACUCCAAGAUUGCCAACCGCCAACAAGAGACUGGCGUUUCACUUGCAAAUGAGUUACCUGGUGGCAAAGGGCAAGAUUUCCUGAAGAUGUUUGAAGAUUACAAAGACAAGGACCUGGUUCGUCCCCAAGCCGAGAUAGAACGUGAGAAGGCAAAGGAGGUCAAACAAGAAGUAGUACCUCUGAGAGAAUACCCUCUGCUGAAAUCACGCAUUAACUGGACUCACAACCAUCCCGAGUAUCGCAGCCGAAGCUCCGACAAGCACCCCAACACCAACCUUCUUGACAGUGACAAGUCAUCACUGUACAUCAUACCUGGUGGAAAUUACAACUGGGUUGUCUUCGAUUUUGGUAGUGUCUUUACACUGACUGGCAUGCGCCUGUGGACAUGGCACAGUCACCAGUGUCCAAAGAAUGUUCAGAUUCACGUCGGCAACACGCUCAGUGGCCCAUGGAUCAUGGUCAAGUCAUUCAAAUGCGAUAUGGAAGGGUCGUCCGAUCCUACUGAUCCCGGUACGGCACAGGACUUCAAGGGCUUCUAUGACACAUCCCAGUACUGGAAGAUCGUGUUUGUUGACAACUAUGGGGAGGACGUCACAAGCUUGCACGGCAUUGAUUUCUUUGGCAUGGAUUCAAAACUGAUCGGCUUCUUCAAGGACAACAUGUUGAUGAAGUACUACGAACGAUUCAUGUCACAGGGUUACAACCAAGUGCCUUCGCUUGCCACUCUGACACCUGCACAGCUGCAGUCACUGAUACCUGCACCUGAUGAUUUACAAAGGAUGACAGCUGCUGUGAAGAUCAUAAGACAACAUGUGUUUGUAUUCAAGAGCAUGUACUGGGCAAAGGAGCCGGUCUUUGAGACAGUAUCCGGAGAGGUGAUGCCAGACUUCCAGAUCAAGUUAGACCCGAUGAUAGAGAGAGAUUUUGAAUUAAAAUGUGUUGGUGGUGGCAACUUGGCAGGUAACUUCCGUGUGUCCAGUAUGAUCCAUGGCAAUGACCCGGCCACAGUGGAUUUCCAAGGAAUCAGCAUAUCUCCUCCCGGUCGCUAUCUAUUGGAGGUGCACUGUCUGGACACGCAGGGAAAGUUCCUCAGAGCAUCGCAACCGACAAGUGUCACUCCUGCCAAGGAAGAAGAGUAUCUAUACCAAGAACCAGCAGGCAAGAGCAAGCAAGAACUGGAAUCUCUGUUUGAUGAUAUUGAAGAUAUGUUGGCCAUCUGAAUGGAGGGCCACUUUGCAUGUGUGCGAGUGUGCCUACAUGUGUGUGUGUGUGUGUGUGUGUGUGUGUGUGUGUGUGCGUGUGCGUGUGUGUGUGUGUGUGUGUUGUCUGCGAGUGUGUAUACAAGUACAUACUGUGUAUUUUGCUUGGUGCGUUGAAUGCAUGGGCUUGUGAGAGUGUUUAGGAAUUUGAAAUUCUUGGGUGUGGUCGAAUGUUAUUAUUUAUCUAAAAUCGGUGAUAUCCAACUCGUAACUUGUAGUUCCUUGUUCCUUUCUUCCCUAUAGAUAUCCCUUUAGCCAGGAUGGUUUGUGUAGUAGGGUUUUUCAUAAUUAUAGAUAUCCCAUACCGUUAAUAUUGAGCUGACUUCCUUGUAUAUAGCUAAGUAUCAGCAGGUGAUGAUACAUUUGCCUUCAGGAUUAUAUCGAUGAACUUCUCUAGCAGGUCCCUUGCAACGUUGAUCUGAUUAUGCAUAGUCAUAAUGGUUCCGAUCCAUUCAUUUCCUCUUUUUUUACAAUCUUUCAGCGGCAGUUUAAUUAGGGAUAGCCCUUUGAAUAGUGCAGCUAUCGGUUGUCUUUGUGAUAUUACAAAUUAUGACUUGAUGUAUCGUUUCCAAGCCGGCUGGUAAGCAUAAUAAAGUCUCAUGAAAAUAGCUGGAAAAACUUUGUUCAACAGUUCGCACCAAGCUGCCACCCGCAAGCUGUGUAUUUUUUUACCCACUAGUUGUGUGUUUUACUCACUGACCAUUUUCUCUUUUCUCUUCUAGCUUUAAGGGACCCCGCUUCCUUUUGACUUCAUUGUCGAUUUUCACUAUUCAUCUAGAUGCGUGUAGUCUCACAUUUGCCAGUUGUGCCGAAUCUUUCGGGCGAGGUUGAUCUGUGGGAUAAACUCACCUUUCCUAGCUAUA